This is a messenger RNA of Dichotomopilus funicola, 1506 nucleotides long. Its product is annotated as S-adenosyl-L-methionine-dependent methyltransferase. Gene Ontology annotation, molecular function: O-methyltransferase activity. The transcript has 5 exons. Lineage: Eukaryota; Fungi; Ascomycota; Sordariomycetes; Sordariales; Chaetomiaceae. Bases 1 to 1506 code for a protein of 501 amino acids. The record is from RefSeq and is a predicted model, not a curated record.
AUGGGCGAAUCCAAGACCACCAACGGCAAACCGAGCCCAACCCCCAACGGCAGCACCAGCACUCUCGACCCAACCGCUCUCCAGCUCCUACAGCUAAGCGGCCUGAUCCAGACAUGGGUCGCCAAGUACAUCGCCGCCACAACAUCCCCCAAGAAGGACCAGGACCAGGAUCAAGAAGAUACGCUCCCGUCCAAGGCGCUCUUCGACGCGCAGAGAACCCUGCUAGCGACCGCCGGCAUGCUCACCGAACUGGUCAGCGACCCGUCCAGCCGCAUCAUCGAAGUGGCGCUGCAGCAGUUUGAGGCCCGCGCGCUGCACCUGGCUGCUGCUGUGCGCGUGCCUGAUAUCUUGGCUGAGCGCGGGGAGAUGGGGAUUGAGGAGUUGUCGGUGCGGGUUGGGGUUGAGGGGAAGAAGUUGUCCCGCCUCCUACGCUGCCUCUGCUCCAUCCACCUCUUCUCCGAACCCCGCGAAGACGUCUUUGCCAACAACCGCAUCACCUCCGCACUAGUCGGCAACGACCCUUUGCGUGCCUACGUGCUCCUCGGCGGCCAGGACGUCUACACGGCGUCGGACAACAUGCUCCGCACGCUGCGACACCCCGUCAAGGGGCCUUCCUACGCGGUUGAUGUCACGCCCUUUCAGGAGGCUGUCGGGAGCACCGUGCCGCGUCGGACUUGGCUGGAGGAGAAGCCUACUGUUCGGGAGUUGCUUGAUGGUCGUGAUGGGCCGGAUGGGCCGAAUGGUCGGCUGUGCGGGUAUCCGGGGGGGUUUGGUGAUGAGAUUGGGGGGCUAGCGAAGAAGGUGGAGGCGGAGGAAAAUGAUGAUCAAGAGCGGGUGGCGAGGCCGGAGUUGGAACUGUUUGGGCUGGCGAUGGUUGGGGGUGGGGGGGUGUUUGGUCGGGCGCAUUUAUAUGAUUUUCCGUGGGCUUCGCUUGGAAAGGCUACCGUCAUGGAUGUUGGCGGGGGAAUGGGUGGCUUCUCCCUCGACCUCUCGCACCUCUACCCCAACCUGAACUUCGUCAUCCAAGACCGCGCGCCCCCGCGCGAGAACCCGACCGCCCUCGCCCAAAACCGCGUCCAGUUUCUCGAGCACGACUUUUUCUCCGAGGACCCCAACCCCAUCCGCAACGCGGACGUCUACUGGCUCCGCUACAUCAUCCACGACUGGUCCGACGAUUAUUGCGUGCGCAUCCUGCGGGGCCUGCGCGACGGCAUGGGCCCGCGCAGCCGUAUCCUUAUCUGUGAUCAAGUGAUGAACACUACGAGUGGGUGUGAUGAAUUGCCGUCGGCCCCGGAGCCGUUGCCAGCGAAUUGUGGGUAUUUCACGCGGUAUUCGCAUACGAGAGAUUUGUGUGUCAUGUCGAUUAUUAACGGGAUUGAGCGGAAGCCGACUGAGUUUCGGGAGUUGGUGGAGAGGGCGGGGUUGAGGUUGAAUCGAUUUUGGGAAUGUCGGAGCCAGGUUGGGUUGGUGGAGGUUGUGUUGCCGGAUUCGGAGCUUGUUAUUUGA